CUGUACAGCUAGCUGUUGGCGUGGUGCCCACGUGUGUCGUUCUCACAUCUUGUCCACGCAGCAGGGAAACACUAAGCUGUAGAGCCAGCGUCGGUUAGACGCGAAACGGAUGCUCUCUCUUUACACUAUACUACUCUCUACAUAUACACUGCUAAUCUCUCUCUCUCCCUCUCUCCCUCUCUCCCUCUCUCUCUCGCUGUCUCUCUCUCUAUACACUACUACUCUCUCUCUAUACACUACUACUCUCUCUCUCUAUUAUACACUGCUAAUCUCUCACCAUCCCACGUCGCGUGAGCACGUACUGCACGCACUGUUCGGAGGAAAGCUGCAGGACGAGUAUCAGCAUUAGUAGCAUAUCUGCAUUGAUGGAACGAUGUUCCCAUCGACUGACUGACUGACUAGUCACACAUUUCCUACGUCGUCUCCAUAUACACGCGUCAAAUAUGAACAUGCGGAUCUGCAGAUGGGCGUUGCUCGUCGCACUGACGUGUGUGCUGCACACAUCGGCGAUACGCGUCGACUUUACCUAUCACCAUUACGACGAAGUUGAGAGAGUACUGAGAGAAAUCAACCAAGCCUACCCCGAUAUCACGCGAUUGUACACAAUCGGAAGGUCAGCGGAAGGACGAGAGCUAUGGGUGAUGUCGAUAGCUGGCGUGCAGGACAGACAUGUGCUAGGGCGUCCUGAAGUGAAAUACGUCGGUAAUAUCCAUGGAAAUGAGGCGGUGGGUCGGGAGUUGCUGCUACAUUUUGCGAAUUACUUAGCCUCACGCUACCGACUUCAUCGCAACGUCACAGAAAUACUCGAUAGCAUGAGAUUGCACAUUCUAAUCAGCAUGAACCCAGACGGAUUCGAGUCUUCGGUAGAAGGCGAUUGCCGCGGUGUGAAGGGCAGGGGAAACAGUAACAGAGUCGACCUCAACCGAAACUUCCCUGACUUCUUCGAGGAUAAUAGCUAUCCUCCUCGCCAGAUGGAGACACAGGCCGUCAUGGCGUGGAUGCAAGAGAGACAGUUUGUUCUGAGCGCCAACUUCCACGGUGGCGCUUUGGUCGCUAACUAUCCCUACGACAACCUGCCGCGUGGAGUGAAGAGGAAACGACUGAGAACGGGAGCAAGCAUGUACAACACGUCUCCCGAUGACGAUGUGUUUCGCUUCCUCGCCAUGACGUAUUCAUACAGCCACCCAACGAUGCACAAUAGUCACAAAUGCGAUAACUCAUUCACCGAUUUCGAAUACGGCAUCACGAACGGAGCUGAUUGGUAUACGGUUAAAGGUGGCAUGCAGGACUUCAAUUACAUCGAGGCCAGUUGCAUGGAGACAACGCUUGAGAUUAGUUGCUGCAAGUACCCGUCGGAGCGCCAUCUACCGGACUACUGGCAGGCGAAUCGCAGGCCGCUACUCAGCUACCUUCGCAUGGCAAAUAUGGGAGUACGGGGAGUUGUCAGUGAUGAGUUGUCGGGAGAAGGGAUCAGCAACGCUUGCGUGUUCAUCGAGGAACGCCUGCAUCCCGCCAGAUCCACUAUCAGGGGCGAGUACUGGAGGAUUCUGCUUCCAGGUCGCUACAGCGUCAUUGUUGUUGCGGAGGGCUACGCAACUUUACUCCGUGAAAAUAUUGUCGUUAACUCGACGGAGAUUCCACGCGUCGUUGACUUCGUCUUGUCGCCGGCAGGUGGCAGUACCUAUUAUCUAUCUCAUUACGAGCGUCUAUGUGAGGAAGCUGUUGAUGACACCAACGGAUCAACGCGACGUAACCGCUACCUGGAUCUAACCAGACUGAAGAGGGCGUGGCGAGGUCGCGACCACGCAGCCGCUUAG
This is a messenger RNA of Priapulus caudatus, 1817 nucleotides long. Its product is annotated as carboxypeptidase D-like. Gene Ontology annotation, molecular function: zinc ion binding; metallocarboxypeptidase activity. NCBI's taxonomy places the organism in Eukaryota, Metazoa, Priapulida, Priapulimorpha, Priapulimorphida, Priapulidae. Bases 444 to 1817 code for a protein of 457 amino acids. The record is from RefSeq and is a predicted model, not a curated record. Gene Ontology annotation, cellular component: cell surface. Gene Ontology annotation, biological process: proteolysis. The transcript is spliced from 10 exons.